AUGGAGUUCUUCAACAAAUCCAAAAUCGUCAGACUCCGGAGCCACCUCAACAAGUUUUUAACCGCCGACGACGACCAACAGACGGUCCGGCAGAGCCGUAAUGCGUCGUCAACCAGAUCCCGGUGGACGGUGGAGAUGGUGGAAGGCAAAAGCCAUGUAAUCCGCCUGAAAAGCUGCUUUUCAGGCAGGUACCUCACUCCCUCCGGCGAGCCGUUUCUGUUGGGGAUGACCGGAAAAAAGGUGGUGCAGGAUAUUCAGGCGAACAAAAGGGAUACGUCCGUCGAGUGGGAGCCGAUAAAGGAAGGUGGGUUGGUGAAAUUGAGGGCGAAAGGCGGGAAGUAUUUGAGGGCGAACGGCGGAACGCCGCCGUGGCGGAACUCCGUCACGUAUGAUAUGCCUCACCGGACGGCGACGCAGGACUGGGUGUUGUGGGAUGUGGAGGUGGUUGAUGCAGUUGGUUUGGAGUCACAAGAGUCGUUCAUGAGUAAUUUAUCGCCGGCGACGAGUUUUUCGUCGGCGCCGGAUGUCGAUAGGGUUAUCACCACAAAUGGGUCGCCACGUGUCAGCGGAAGACAGUCUCGUCUAGUUUUAUCAGGUAUUAACCGUGUACCAAAUGUACCAUUGCUGAUUGAAUGA
This is a messenger RNA of Cynara cardunculus var. scolymus (artichoke), 636 nucleotides long. RefSeq lists its product as uncharacterized. The transcript has 2 exons. NCBI's taxonomy places the organism in Eukaryota, Viridiplantae, Streptophyta, Magnoliopsida, Asterales, Asteraceae. The coding region runs from base 1 to 636 and encodes 211 amino acids. The record is from RefSeq and is a predicted model, not a curated record.